Exophiala viscosa is the source of this 1554-nucleotide messenger RNA. RefSeq names its product ubiquitin carboxyl-terminal hydrolase L5. Gene Ontology annotation, molecular function: cysteine-type deubiquitinase activity. NCBI's taxonomy places the organism in Eukaryota, Fungi, Ascomycota, Eurotiomycetes, Chaetothyriales, Herpotrichiellaceae. Bases 398 to 1399 code for a protein of 333 amino acids. Gene Ontology annotation, biological process: ubiquitin-dependent protein catabolic process; protein deubiquitination. The record is from RefSeq and is a predicted model, not a curated record. Gene Ontology annotation, cellular component: cytoplasm. The transcript has 3 exons.
ACUUUAUACAUGAUUCCGUGUUCGACGUCAUACGCUUACAUAAUCCUUCAAACACUGCGAUUGCCGUGGUUUGAUGCUAACUGAUUCUGUCCAACCUCAGAUUCCCGCCUGCGGUCAAUCCAUUCAUUCAUUGCCACGACUUUUGUCAGCCGUUGACCGUGUCUGUUCUGGUGCCCGAGAGACAUUCGCUUGCCUCAUCCUCCGGGCGUCGAACGUACAGCAGAUCCCGGUCUUAACAAGUGGCAGAGACCAACUGUACCUGACAGACCUUGUUCCACAUCGAGCCACAUCCACACUGUCAAGCACAUUAACUGCAAGGCCGCUCAGCCCUUUCGACGUCUCACCUACAGAUCUGGAAUACCCGUGAACGGCGCCGCUUACCUCCCAAGCAUCGGCCAUGGCAGAAGACGCGGCUAGUGGUGGUUGGAGCACGAUUGAGUCGGAUGAAGGUGUCUUCACUUCGCUUAUCGAGCAGCUCGGGGUCAAGGAUGUUCAGUUCGAGGAGCUGAUCUCGUUAGACGCUGAUUCUAUUCGUGCUUUGAGUCCGGUCUACGGCGUCAUUUUCCUCUUCAAGUGGAUAGGCUCGUCCUCAGCGGACAAGGGAACACCACAAGAUGGCACAUACGACCCGGAGGCGGUUGAGGAGGACGGACUAUUCUUCGCAGCUCAGACCAUACAAAACGCAUGCGGCACACAAGCCAUCCUCUCAGUCAUUCUAAACAAUGACAAGUCGAGCGAAUCAUCCACAUCGGGCGCGGAUGCGAGUCACGCGAGGAUCGAAAUUGGACCGUCGUUGCAAGAGUUCAAGGAUUUCACAACGGGAUUUGAUGCUGGAUUGAGAGGAGAGUCGCUGUCGAAUUCGGAUCUGAUUCGGGAAACACACAACAGCUUUGCCAAGUCAAGCCCUUUCGCCGAUGAGGUGCAACGCGACCCCAAUGCUGGCACAGAGGAUGUAUUCCAUUUUAUCGGCUACACGUGUCAUCACGGCAAAUUGUACGAAUUGGAUGGAUUGCAACCUUUCCCGAUCUCGCAUGGAGACUGCACGCCAGAUGAGUUCCCAGAAAAGAUCAUCCCCGUGCUGCAAAGACGGAUUGAAAGGUAUCCUAUGGGUGAAGUACGGUUCAAUUUGAUGGCUGUUUGUCAGGAUCGGAGAAUCAAGGCACAGGAGUUUCAAGAUUACGAGGGUCUUGCACGAGAGAGACGGAAGAGAGCACAGUGGGAUUGGGAAAAUGCUUUGCGGCGACAUAACUUCGUGGGCUUUACGGGCGAAGUGCUGAAAGGGGUGGUUGCGAUGAAGCUGAAGGAUGGCACUUAUGAUGCUUGGGUGGAAGACGCCAAGAAGGCGACGGAGAAGAGGUUACGUGAGCGGGCGGCACGCGGGGAUGAGGCAGCGGUAUGAGCGCGCGGAGCUUCUGGCAUUGCUAGCAGGCAUACACCCUAGCAUGGUGCCUCUAUGUUGCUCAGAUCACGAUAUGUACGAGAAAAGUUCAUAGAAAACCUGGUUGGGCUUCCCUGGAUACUGAGACGCAGUAGACUGGCCCCGACAUGAAUUUG